CAGGCAUUUUCAGUGUUUCUUUUUAUGCUCGGUGGGACGAGCAUGGGGUUCGACGUGGACAGGUUUUUGGAACCAGUUGACGAUGAUUUGAAGUGUGGGAUAUGUUUCGGUGUUCUAGAGGAGCCCUUAGCAACCCCAUGUGGCCACGUAUUUUGUGCCCAGUGUAUUAUUCAAUGGGCAGCCGAGAGCGGAUCAUGUCCACUCACAUGCGAACAGAUUUCUGUCGAUGAUUUGAAGAAGAUUCUGCCGCUCAGCAGUCUUAUCGCUAAGCAAAAUAUUCGUUGUGAGAAUUUUCGCCGAGGCUGCCCGGCCAUUUUACACGUAGAAAAUAUUCAGUCUCAUCUUUUAAAAUGCCACUACUUUAAUAGAAACACUUCCGGAGGGAAAAUUAUGGAACGCGAUGCGAACUCUCCGGAAACUCGCGAAUUCGCUCGAGUUGUUGUCUGCGAGAAUGGCUGUGGUCUACCAUUGCUAUACCAAGACUCUACCACACAUGACUGCAUAAAGGCCCUUCAAACGCAAGUCGCUUCGCUUCAAAUGAAACUGACAAGGGCGGAGCAAGAUAAGGAAUUGGCCUGCGAGAGGAUAGCGAGAAGAGAAGAGGCCAACCAAGAUAGAAUUUUAAAUCUGGAAAAUGAACUUCAUAGCUACCAAGUUCAGGUGCUUAAUUUCGAAAGGCAAUUAAAAGAGUACCGUUUACAAGUGGGUUUUUUUCAGAAGCAGGCUGAUGUGCGCGGUGACCAGACCGCCGAUGAGAUCGAGGUCGAAAUAUCUCUCGUCCGCGGGAACGGUGGCUCGCUCGGGUUCAAUAUCAUGGGAGGCAUAGAGGUCGGAAACAAUUCAGUUGGUGGGGGAAUUGUGGUUUCGAAGGUCGCAGACGGCGGGCCAGCAUCGAAGGAAGACGGCCUGAAAAUUUACGACGUAAUCCUCAAGGUGAAUGGGGUCGAUUUGACAGAGGCCAGUCACGCUACAGCUGUAGAAGUCAUCAAAACCGCUUCGGAACCUCUGAAUAUUGUAGUGAAGCGAAAGUGCAUCGACUCCAUCGUCGAUUGUGUACCUUGCCUAACUUCAACAGGAACACAAACAGAACUUUUUCUCUCUCAAGACAUGGAAAAUGUGGAUACGGACAGCGGAAUCCACGAUCGAUACAGCCCAAGACAAGACUUGCUUAUUCCGUUUGAGAAGUCCCUGGACGACGGAACAAGUAGCUCGGAGUGUUCUCACCGUCGGAUAGAGUCAUUUUGUAGGGAGGAUGUAGAGAAUUUCCGCUCGACCAGCGAGAGCUUACCGAGCUCUGAGAACAUUGUUGGAAGCGAGCAGGGAACACUGCCCCGCGUCAAUCUACUUGUGAAGGAUGUAAAUUACGUACAUGACGUUGAUGACAAUUCAAACUGUGAUCUGCAAGCUCAGCCUUAUGUGACAGCGGUUUCCGACGAGAUUUAUUUCGAUCCCGAGUUUGAUUACGAGUACGAGGAAAUAACCCUGUGGAUAGCAAACAGAGAUUUAGGAUUAACAUUCUGUUGUGCCGAAGAAGACGAAUCUACAGUCUAUGUGUGCGAAAUUGAACCUGGGUCUGUUGCGUACUUUGAUGGUAGAUUGACAUUGUGCGAUACAGUGUUAAAGAUAAAUGACGUUUCAGUGACCAAUCUUGGUGACAUCGAACCAUUAGUUUACGAAUCGACCUCGACUAUCAAGUUUCUUGUUGCGAGACCCGCACAAGAGGUACGAGCGACUCUGAUUGGCAGCGAGGGAAGUCAGGAAUGGAGCUUCGUGGAUCCGAUUGAUGCCGAGUUAAGCAAUUUCAGAAUUGACGUCAUCAAAGAGGAAGACGAAGAAUUAAACGAUGCACUUCACUGUGAAAAAGCUAACGGAGAGAAAUGCGAAAAGGACAGCGGUGUUGGAAGAACAGAUGAGAGCACUAAAAACGACGAAAGCUCUGAGCUAGAACUCGGGGAGGAAGCCCCGCAUUUGGCUGAUUCUCGGAGAAAUUCUCACGAAGGUAGCGAUAAAUGCUCUACAAAGGACGAUUCUAACAUGCGAGAACGACAGGGCAGUAGUUCCUCGCGAGAGAAGGAAGAUAGAGCGUUUUCUCCUGGAAAUAACUGCUCUGGGAAAUCUCGUGGCCAUUCCGGGAAGGACUCAAGUCGAAAUAGCAAAGAGCGCUCACCGGAAAAUUCUCGUUCGCGACGUCACAGCAACGGGUCUCCGAGUAAAAGUUCUCGCUCGCCUACACGCAAUGGUAACUCGCCACCUAGAAAGGAAAAGGAUAAGGAGAAGAGCAGAGAACGCCGAAGGAAUCGUGACUCACAUAAAGACAAUCACCAUGAUGAAGCUCGUAGCGAACGGGAUCGCAGCAGACACUCGGAGCCAAAGCGCAAUAGCAAACUAGGCAACGUUAGCAGGACAAUUCGCGCUUCCUACAUAAGGGCUGUAAGUAAGGACUCGAGCCAGCAUAUUAACUUAAUCGGAGAGUCGGACGUCUUCGGAAAGAGUGAUUAUCACGAUCAUCGGAGUAAAAAGAAGUCCAACCUCGUUGAGAACCAAUCACUCAAUGGUUCUCAACAGAACAUGGAAUGGAAAGUGCGCAUGUCCAAGGACGGUAGUCAAAUUUUUGUGCGUAAGAGACCCGCGACGCCCGCUCGACAAGCGCGGAACAAACUUCUGCGCGAACGUGCGCAAAAAAUCACGGACGAACGCAAAGGUAUUACGACUGACGACGAUACUCAAACGAUUUAUCAAGGCCGCUAUUGGCCGAGAGAGGACCGGAGGCGACAUUUAGAACGGGUGCGAGAGGCGCGCCGGAAAAAAAUCCAAAAACUGCAACAGCUGAAAGAAUGCGAAAGCCCGCACACGGGCAGCGGUUCGGAGAGUGGCAAAGGACGUCGGGAUAUCAUUGUAGAGAUGAGUCAUCGUAAAAUGAAUAAAAAACAGUUCGACGACUUUACCACAGUUCGAGAAUAUUUAACCCAACGAAACCCGGAUGGGUCACCUGUGGGACCUAUUCAUGUGACCACAGUGUAAUGGGGUCACCUGUGGGCCUUAUCCGUGGUACCACAGUGGAAAGAAUGGUGAAUCUGUGAAACAACAAUUAUGGAAAAAUGUGUGAAUACUUCAGAGAUUACAGGCCACGAAUAUUGAGUUUUAUGAAGUCAGGAGACAUUUUACUAGCCUAUUUUGUUUUGCAUUAUAUUUUUGUCUACUAGUUCUGUAUUGCUUUCGAGGUAACAAGAAGACCUUGGAAGAAGUGUCUAAUUACUGUAUGCUUGUUGAGGUUUGGUAGGAAGUGCUGAAAUUGACGACUGACGCUCGCCGGAAUGUGGAAAGCGACUGCACGUGGUGCAACGCAUGUCGGCGGGAUGUGACCGCAUACACAGCGCAUGCAAAAACGCCCGUGCAGUACCUUAACUGGAAUUUGGGUGUUUACUAAAGCUGCCUACCACAAUUCGAAGCACAAGGAUAUUUAUAAAUGCGCUUUAUCUUCAAUUGGAGAAAGACUGGAAACCUUUUUGUAGCUCAUUUUUGUUAAACUGUCAAUAAUCCUCCUCGUAGAGCAACUUUGAAUGUUUUAUUAGUUUAUGUCAUGAAGAAACAAAAAAGUCAGCCAGAAAUAGUAUAUUUAAGUUUAUUAUUUAGUUCUUAUUAACCAAGCGGGAGGUCUGUAUGGGAGAAUCUUGACCGAGGUCGCCAGUA
Messenger RNA from Stylophora pistillata, 3690 nucleotides. RefSeq names its product E3 ubiquitin-protein ligase PDZRN3. Gene Ontology annotation, biological process: protein ubiquitination. Gene Ontology annotation, molecular function: ubiquitin-protein transferase activity; protein binding. Lineage: Eukaryota; Metazoa; Cnidaria; Anthozoa; Scleractinia; Pocilloporidae. The record is from RefSeq and is a predicted model, not a curated record.